This is a messenger RNA of Dichotomopilus funicola, 1158 nucleotides long. RefSeq lists its product as uncharacterized. Lineage: Eukaryota; Fungi; Ascomycota; Sordariomycetes; Sordariales; Chaetomiaceae. The transcript is spliced from 5 exons. The record is from RefSeq and is a predicted model, not a curated record. The coding region runs from base 1 to 1158 and encodes 385 amino acids. Gene Ontology annotation, molecular function: oxidoreductase activity.
AUGGCAUCCGCCGCAGACAGCAGCACCUUCACCCCGCAAUAUGAGCCACAGUUGGACUUUCUGGAGGAAUACUGCAAGCGGCAUCCGGUACCAGAGGGAUUUGCACCCGUGAUGGCAUGGAAAGCCGAUGACCUUCAGGUUGACGACAACGAGUAUAUUACGUGUCUCUCCGACGAUGAACAGAGAGAGAUCAUGACCGCAUGCGCAACGUUUACUGAGUCUGGAAAGUCACUAAAUGACCUGGACGCCUCAUCCUUCCCGCUGCCGCUACUCGCGGACCGUCUCGCGGCAACACGGAAGAACCUGCACGAAGGCCUCGGGAUGGCGGUUCUUCGCGGACUCGACACCUCGUCGCUGUCCAUGAGGGACAUGUUUGCAGUGUUUGCCGGGCUUGCCAGCCACAUCUCACAGCGGCGCGGAAGGCAAUCCGGCGGCAAGAUGAUCGUGCAUAUCACAGACCUCUCCGAGCUUGGAGUUAGGGGCGCCGUGUUACCAGCCCCGUAUCGGAACAGCCCACUACCCUUCCAUACCGAUCCGGCUGCCGAUAUCGUCGCCAUGUUUGUCGUCCAGCCCUCCCUCUCCGGCGGACACGGCACCUUCAGUCCCGUCGCAACAGUCUAUAGCACACUCGCCGCCCGCCGCCCUGACUUUCUCCGCGAGCUAGCCGCUCCAGACUGGCCAUUCGUCAAGGCCGGUGGCGCGGGCGGCCCCGAGGACGUCACCCACCGCCGACGCCCAGUACUGUUUCUCGGCGCGGUCUCGGGCGCACCCGAGAUGCUAUUCAGUCGCGGGUCUCUCGUCCGCUCUGGGUGCCUCACCAUGGCGCAGAACGCAGCGCUCGAUGCGGUGCAUUUCGCUGCGCGAGACGCGGCUUGCAGCAUCCAGUACGCUGCGGGGGACGUGCUGUUCUUCAACAACAGGCGGGUGCUGCACGGGCGCGAGGCUUUUUUGGAUGGCUGUGGCCUACGACGACCAGGGGAAGAAGAGCGCCCAGAGGGGUUGGAGAGGAAGAGGUAUAUGCUCCGGUUGUGGCUGCAGGACGAACAACGUGCUGGGAUACCGCCUGCGCCAAUGGCUGCGAUCUGGGAGAGGACAUUCGCUGAGCAUGGCCAUAGGGGACACGACGAGGGAUGGCCGCUGGAGCCUGACCGGUCUUGA